UUGUAACCCCUCUACAAAAUAUCGCGGCCGAGAAUGUAAGCCUCUUGCAUUAUUUCAGCCAAUCAGGGCCAGCGAUGUGAAAUAUCGUUUCUCACGAGAUGUUUCCCCGCAGGCACGGUCCAAGAGCAUUGCUGCAUGCUGAUCCAUUGAUUUUAAAAACUGACCGGAGACUGACCCUGAAUAGUUAUGGCAGAAAUGUCUGACUUCCAGAAGGCUCUUGAAGCCAGCAAACAUCUUAUUGCUAAAUUUGAUGCAACCGCUAAAAAUUGUCCUGCUACGCCAGUGCAAUGGCAGCCACGGGACAGCAAUGGGGAAAUGCUCUUUAAAAGACCUGGUCAAGCACCACGAGGGCAAAUUCCGGCCAAAAAAGCAACAAGCAGCAUUCCUGACACGGAAACUGUUUCCUUAGAUGUCCUAGAUACAAAUUUCCAGGCCUACUCUGUCGACCAAAAAAUAAACCCUGGAACAUCGCAGGUGAAUGUCAGCUGGGGUGACAGGCAGGCUCUAAGCUCAGAGAGAUGGAGCUCUAUCAGGGACUCCUUAGUCCGAGCCUUGAUGUCCUCUGAGGUCUUAGAGCCUGCCUGCAAAAUCUGCAGCAAAAGGGCAGUCAUUCACUGCCAGGCAUGUAUGCCGAAGGAAUUCCUGUGCAGUGAGUGCGAUGAGAUGGUUCAUGCACAUCUUGUGCUACAUGACAGGAGUGCCACAAUUAAGGGCUUUCACCAGCCCAUAUCACCCACGACUGUAGUCCAGCCUGAGGGUGACACAUUCAAAUUGACGGAAACAGUGCGAUUUCUACCAAUAAGUAUCCCCAAAUUAUGUGGCUGCUGUCCCAGUGCCCUGUCGAUGACAGCAGCCAAAGGCGUUAUCCUGGUUGGGAUGAAUGGGCGUUACAACCUGUCCAUCCCUACCAUCACGUGUGGCCUGUGCCAAAAGAGUUGGACAGCUGGGUUGGAGGACCUGGUCAGGUGUGGUUACUGGCCUGCCACGGUGAAUCACCACACCUUGUACCAGGUCAAUAUGCUGACAGCAUUCCAGCAGUUGAAGUUGCUUGCUCCGGGCUUGUCGCGUCAGGCAUACCUUGGCAUGUUGGAGGAGAGGAGUAGAGCCUGUGGGAGAUCCAGCAACAUCUGUGGAGAUACUUUUCAGCGGGCCUUCAUAGAGUGGUCCCACGCAGAGCAUGAGGUGGAGAGGGCCAUGGGGAUGGACCCAUUUCUCUGCUCUGCGUGUGCUCCUAUAAUGCACGCCAUUGCUGUGGAUGGCAAUAGGAAGCAUUAUCGCUUCAAAAAUGCCACAGGGUCUAAUGUAGGUCUGUUUGAUGGUUCCUUCUUUGCCAAGGACGAAGAGGUGGCCAGCUUUGUGCAGUCCAUCCACAGCAACACAAAGCAUACAUCAGGCAGUGGCAGGUGUGGGACAAGCCAGUGGGCAGCAGCUAAGGAGAUGAGUAGACCCUCCUCGUCAAAAAUUGAUGAGGAGGGUUUGGAAAUAGCUGUCUGCAGGCAUGGGGUUCUCCUACGAGCUUUAAACAUGUUCAGGGGAGAAAUCUUUGCAUAUCCCCUCUACUUGCAUAGAGAACUCAUGCCCCUUAGGCCUGCAUUCCUUUGCAUGGAUGUGGCCUGCAAGUACUUCCCAUACCUGAAUAGGGUGGCCUCAGUGUUUCAGGAGUUGCAGGCACUGCAGGCAGUCCGACCCCUCCUUUCGGUCAUGCAUGCCAAAGCCCACUCAUGGACAUGCGAGCUGAAAUGGGGAGGCCGCAACCAAGAAGGCGCAGGGAACACCAUUGGCGAGGAGGUUGAACAGGUCAACAGUUUUUUGUCUAGGGCUGCCAUUUCAACCAAAUACAUGUCGAAAGGAGCACGAAGAGACAUGAUUACAGUGUUGGCAAUUUUGUGGAACCAUCGAAAGAUGGCAAACCUCCACAAAAUAUUGGCCCAGAGGUAUUCAAAGGCGCAGAGAAGACUAGAUGAAGAAAUCAAAAACCUGCAUGCCCUCUGUGCAGAGCUGAGUGUUGAUGACACUCAGCUCCAACAGUGGAUCUCUGAAGUCCAAGGCUGGCCAUGUGCCUCUACUGUCGUGGAUGAGCAUUCCCUGGAGCACCAGAUUGAGCACCUUUACCUCAGCAUCCGGCAGCGGAAGCACAUGCUGUACAGAGAGACUGACUCCAAUAAAAGACGACACUCCAUCCGGCGGAAAAUAGCAGGCGACAAAAAGAAAUUGGAGUCUGCUAUUGACCAAUUAGAUGAGGCCUACAAGGCAAAACUGCCAUCCCUUGAUGACAUGCUUGUCCAUGACAAUUUCAUCUGGCCCUGGGAGAGUCUGUCUUCGAGCAAUGGGAAUCUCUCUCACAAAAAAAGAGCAUUCGACAUUGCCAUGCUGGUCAACCGGUUUCAUGAGGAGGUACAAAUUGUUGUGGGGGAGAUGCACCGGCACAUUAACUCCCUUGAGUUACAGCUCGACCGGGUGAAAUCCCUGCUCCAGGAUAACUUAGAUCCGUUAGUCGCACCAAGAGGAAAUUAGAAAGAGUUGUCACCAAAGUCUCCAAAAUCACUGGUUGUGACCCUCCAUCAAUCCACUCUUCAAACUUCUGCCCUCUGGAAGACACUGUAGACUGGAACGACAGCUUCUACCCUUCAGAGACAACUCAGAUUUGAGACAACUCAGAUUUGCAACUCUUCUUGUUUUAUUUAUUUAUUUUAGCCCCUCCUGCUAUUACAGUUUUUUCUGAUUGCUUAAGCACAUUUUUUGUAACUAUUGGCUAUUUUUGCAAAACUCUUCACUCAAAUAACAAAACUUUUCACCAAAUUAUCAAAACAUUGUAGUUCUCUUGCAAAAGCGAACACAGCUUGAUUAACUCUCCAUACCUUCGUAAAAAUUGUGCUUCAAACACAAGUCAUCAUUUACUAAGCACACAAUGUUUCAACUACACACUGAUGGUAUGAAUACAAGACACAUCUGGCUUUUGCUUUCUCUGUGCACAAGGUAGGCUACAGUAUGUCAGUUUGAGGUAAUACUUUUGUCAUAGUUCUGUAAACAUACAGGGACCCAAACUUCAAGUAUUGGUGUUCACACUCAUUAAAACAAAUACAAAGUCAAAACACAAAAUAGUAAUUUAAAAAUUGUGCUAAAAGAAUCACGAUUAGCGUUUACGUAAGCAUUCAGAAAAAAACUGUAAUCCCCCCUCCCCAGACUGAGCUACCAAAAAAUACCACCAACAUUGUUGUGUGGCUAUUAAAGUUUCUAAAGUUUCUAUUCUAUAAUGUCAUAAAGGUGUUUUACUGAUGAUGCAUCUUUGAUAGUAAAAUGUUUUCUUUUCAGGUGAACCAGAACAAAACAAAAUCAAAAGACACAUCUUUGAGCUGGAAGGAAACAUUACAGCGGCACUUCUAGUUUACGGUCCUGCUUUCAUCGGUGGCAGUGUGGUUGUUGAGGUACCUC
This is a messenger RNA of Sardina pilchardus (European sardine), 3432 nucleotides long. RefSeq lists its product as uncharacterized. Lineage: Eukaryota; Metazoa; Chordata; Actinopteri; Clupeiformes; Clupeidae. The transcript has 20 exons. The record is from RefSeq and is a predicted model, not a curated record. The coding region runs from base 187 to 2514 and encodes 775 amino acids.